AAAAAAUGCAAAUCAGAGAAAUGAAAGGAGACUAUAUUGUUAUUGCUGAUAAUUUAGUAGGAGAGGGGACGUAUGGGUAAGUUUACAGAUGUUAUAAAAAAAAUAAUUAGGAUGAAUUAUAUUGUAUGAAGAUUUUAAAGAAAAGAAACGACUCUCGAGACUCAGCAACAAGAAAAAUAUUAGAUGCUGAAUUAAACAUACUUUCUAUGUUAAAGAAUACUCCAUCUGAAAAUUUGGUUAAAUUAGUUGAUUUUGUAAAGAGUGACGAAGAAUUAUGCUUGGUUAUGGAAUUAUGUGAUUGCGAUCUUAGCUCCCUCUUUAUGCAUUUUAAAUAAUCGAACGAAUGGUUUAAAAGAGAAGAUCAAAUUCAAAUGAUUAGAUAAAUCCUUAAAGGAGCUUAAUUGUUGAAGGAAAACAAUAUUGUCCAUAGAGAUAUUAAGCCCUAAAACAUACUUGUAAAGAUUCUCAAUCCCAAUCUAGAAGAGCAGAAGAAAAUUUAUAAGGUUAAUUUAUUCAUGAAAUAAUUUAGAUUGCUGAUUUUGGGUUCUCCAAAACCUUAAUCAAUAUUUACUAGUAAUAAGACAUGACUCGAGCUGGCACUACCUGUUAUAUGGCACCAGAAAUAUUUAAUAACGAAUAAUCUUGUGGGAAGUGUGAUGUUUAUUCUCUUGCAAUAUUAUUUCAUCAAAUUGUGUUUGAAAUGAAUUUUCCUGCAAAUUAUAAAACUAGGGAUUAAAUACCAUAAUUUUACGAGUAAAUUAAACAUACACCAUAUAAAUGUUAAUAACUGCCAGAUAAAGAUGGGUAAUUGUUAGCAGUUUUAAUAGAGAAAAUGAUGCUUUUUGAUUAAAAUUAGCGAAUAUCAUUUGAAGCUUUGCAGGAAUAUGAUAUAAUAUUAUUAAAAGAUCCACUAUUUCAAACUAUGUAAUAAAAAAAUGAAUUAUUAAUAAAUGAUUAAGAUUAAAUGCAAUCCGUAUUCCAAGGAAUCUAUACAAUUUUAGAUAAUUUAUAUAGAAAAAGUUUACUUUGCAAUAACAUAGCCGAUAUGGUUAAGCAUGCUAAUUCCAAUAAUAAUGUGAAUCUAAUGAAGAUGUAAUACACUAUUACUUAGAUUGGUUAUGAGGAAAUUAAAAUUGGAUUUGCAAUGAUACACAGGGUUAGUUCAGAUCUAUUACCAAAACUGCUUCAACUUUGUGAUGUCCAGCACUUUAUGAGUUUGUUGAAUUUGUACAUUGAGUAAUCAAGUCCAAAAGAAGUAGAACUUCACUAGAAAAUAAAAAGUCAAUUCUAUAGUUAACACAAAAAGCUUUUAGAAGAUAGUAAUGAGAUAAAAUAAAAAAUUUACUAGCUUUAAGAAUCCUAAAUCAUUCCAUAGAGUGCAGAUGAUGAGUUAUUCUCUCUAGAUAAUCUAUCUAAAAAAUACGAAUUAAACAGACUCUGCAUUUAUUUAUAGAAUUUAAUUGAUAUUCAGGAAGAGUGUUAGCCUUUAAGUGAAAACGAUAUGUAAAUAAUAAACUAUUGAAUUAGUCAAAUUCUUAAGAAAAUCAAGGAGAUUACAACAAUAGAAAGUAGAUUCGAUUUUUUUGAGUAUAAACUUUAUAAAUCGGACUAAAUACUCAAAUUGUGA
Paramecium octaurelia is the source of this 1627-nucleotide messenger RNA. Lineage: Eukaryota; Ciliophora; Oligohymenophorea; Peniculida; Parameciidae. The record is from the annotation of a GenBank genome assembly.